AUGUCGGAAGUCAGCUACAAAACUGGUGACAUCAUUCCCAAUUUUUCGCCUUUUCACACUGCGCAGCAGUAUCUGCGAUUCUUGAAUGUUGCCAAGUUGGCCGUUAACAAUUUCCGCGGCUCGAUGCAGAUCUUCAACGAGCUUGUUGUUCCGACAUUCGAAGCGAAGAUGCUCAAAUUUGAUCCAACAUGGCGCUCCGGUCGGUCGAAAGAACUUACACCUUGGCAGUCAGCCUUCAAAGCCGGAUGGCACAAACUUUUGCUUCGCACUCUAGGAUCAGAUGCCGGGGCUUAUACCACAGAUCUCUCGAUGUGGACAUGCUCGUGUGACCAACAAAAAUACAACGCGUUCUUGCUCUGCAAGCACCUUGUACAAGGGGUUCAACCUCCAGAUCCUAAAUUUUUCCGACAGGUCUACUGCCGCAGGGUUUCGCCAUUCUAUCAGCACGAGCUUCUAAAGCCAAAGGACAGUUCAAGAAUUGAUCAGACAAAGCUCGUUCCCUCCGAGAUGGCCGGGGACUUCGACGCAGAGGCCAUUGCUGGCUCAAACGGCAGAGCGAGUCCAAACCCGGCACGCGGCGCUAAAAGGAGCCGAUCUGGCGCCGCCGUCAAUGCUCCGGCUGGAUCGGGAGAUGCUACUGAGGAUCCAAUUCCUGUUUCCUCAUCGCCUCCGCGAGCUCAGCCGGCGGUGCGGCCUGAUGAAGAAUAUAACGAUCUCGAUGAGCUGGAAGAAUAUGGCCGGAAGCUCGUUGAAGAUCUGCAUCGAGCCGCGGAAAUUGUUAACGGCCAACUUGGCAACAUUCAAGAAUCGCAGAUACUGCUGCGCAGUGUGAAAAGGCGAAAAAUUGGGAAUGAUGUCACCAGUUUUGUAGCUGACUUCCGACAUGCAAAUGAAACAGGUCAGCUGAGGAGCUGCUGCGAGAAGGAUGCCAAAGCAGCACGGGAGAAACGUACUAAGCAGCGGCCUAACGGCAGCGAACCUGAUCAUGCACGUGACGAAGGACAUGAUGAGGACGCUUCUGAUUUUAUUGAUGCAGAAGCAAUGCCGCUAGCUGUAUUCUUGGAUGUCCUGUCAAAGAACAAAGACACACAUCAUUUAAUUGGCCUUGUGGAUAUCAGUUCGUUGCUCAACGAUCCCGAACUUCCGCAAUCCGAAUCAGAUGAACUUGAUUGCAAGCCAGUGGUUGAUCGUAUCGCCUCUCUUAUCUGGGAACGGACAGAAUACCGGUUCCUUUAUCUCAAUUCUCGUUCAAUCAAACACACAAAUACAACUCGGUUUUUGUACAGUUGUGCGCAGAUUGUGUCCCGGCAGCACAAGCCAAAGAAGUCUGCGGAUCCAGCUAAGCGCCGGGACAAGGGUCAGAUGGACACCUUUGAGUGUGAAGGGUACCUCACAAUCUGGGCCGGAAAUGGUGAGACCCAGUAUUUUGUGCGGUAUGCCCAUCAAGAUCUCCACGUCACAUACAAAUGCAUCGAUCUUCCCGAAGACAUCAAAAGUCUUGUGAGAGAUCGGGCAAGGACAGUCCGUGUUCCCGAGAUCUGGAAGGAGAUCCUCACGAAGCAUCCCCAGCCGCUUUUCAGUCAAGAGCAGGUGUACAAUUUAUGGCUGAAAUAUCACCGGAUCAGCUGGCAUCGAGACGACGAUGAAGAGAAAUCAGCCAGGCUGCUCAUUGAGGAAUUCCGGCGCAAUAAUCCCAGAUUUGGUGCUCAUAUCGAAUCAAUUCCUUUGCCCAAGAAUGAAGACACAUGCACUGCGAUCGCGUUCGCCCUUCCGACUCUGAUCCGUAAGUGGGGAGGAGGAAUCUCCGAGAUUGCGCUCGAUUCAACAUGGAAGACAAACAAAGCCGGUUAUGAGUGUUUUGCUCUACUUGGGGAAGUAUUUGGUUCGGGCUUGCCGCUCGCAAUUCUUCUCAUCAAAUCAAAAAAUCCGGAACCCGGGGCAAAAGAAAAGUAUCUGCGGUCACUCAUCCGGAACAUCACAGAGACGUGGAAAAUAAAGCCAAUUCAAUCUCUGAGUGACAAGGACAUUACCGAAAUCAACGCGUUCCUAGCCGAGUUGCCUGCAGACACAAAACAUCAACUUUGUUUCUGGCAUGGUAUUCGGGUUGUUCGCGGACGUCUUUCUGUCCUGGCCCGUCGUCCUGCAGUCUAUCAUGCAGAUGAAGCUUCCGAAGAAUUUCCUUUCAUUGAUUCACGGUUCUUGCCGAUUGCACAGAUGGACCCUUCAGAAUGUACAAAGGCCGGUUACUUCAAAAAAAUCGACGCUGUAAUCCCCACUCUACAAAUCCGUCUCGAUAAACAACUGCUUUCCCGCGCACCUGCGCGGCCCAAAGUUGUGAUUCAAGCUGAUGGACAUGUUCGCGAUGUUCUCCAGAGUCUGGAAAGUCCCGAGGACAUUCUAGAUGUUAUGGAUGAUGAAGACGAAUUUAUAGACGAUUUGGGAGAAGAUCUGAGUGCUGUGGACCGACUCGAAGCGGCAGAAUCGUGGCUUGAACCCGGCGAAGACGCAAAUGCAUCUGUGUUUGCCACCACAUCAACAUAUGUGUUUUGCCCCGCUGCACAUAGGCGCCAAAUUCUACACAUGUUCAUCCGUCACGGAUGUCUUCACCCCCUACUUCCGGAUCGCAAUGGCAAUCUGCGCGAUAAGGAUGACAUCCGGCACGACUGUGUAUUUGAAGCGUAUCAAUUUUGCAAGCAGCGUGGACUUCGGGAGGUCUGGGCCUAUUUAUGGGAGGCGUGGUAUUGCCCUACAAAGUGGAAGCUCUGGGCGCGCUCUUCUCAGCCUAAUUUCAUCGGCCGAUGGCGUACAACAAUGGCCGUGGAAAACUUUUGGAGGAAUUUGAAGCAUCGCACUCUGCACAAUUUUCUCCAUCCACGACUUGAUCAACUCAUUUACCUCAUCGUUACAGAUGUCGUGCCUAGGUUCGAAGCCAGCAUGCUCAAAUUUGACCCCAUGUGGCGUCUCGGCCGAUCGAAAGAACUCACACCAUGGCAAUCGGCGUUCAAAGCGGAUUGGAAGAAACUUUCGACUCGAUCGCUGGGCAAUAAUGCUGCGCAGACACAUGUAACAGAUCUAUCCAGCUGGACAUGUUCAUGUGGGCAGCAGAAGUACAACGCAUUCUUGUUGUGCAAACAUUUGGUGCAAGCUGUGCAACCUCCCGAUGGGAAGUUCUUCCGGGAGGUGUAUCGACGGCGCGUCAUACCGUUUUAUUGGCACCCAUCUCUCAGGGCCAUGGAUGGGUCUCCAAUUGAUGAUGCAAAGUUUAGCCCAUCGAAAUUGGCGGGAGAUGUUGUAGACGAUCCCGAGCUUCGCAGCAACAGUGGCACAGUUACCCGGAAAUCGAAACGAGGUGUAAAGCGCCUUCGAUCACCGUCGCAGCCUGCCGAUGCAGGAACAGUUUCAGUUGGACAAACAAUCGACAGCAUGGGGGAUGAUUUUGAUGAUCUCAUUGCCCGUUCUUCAUCGCCGCAGCCCUCAGAAGCUUCAGUUCGACCAGAUGAAGAAUUUGAUGAUUCCGAUGAUCUUGAGGAAUACGCACAAAACCUGAUCUCCGACUUGAAGAAGGGUGUAGACAUUCUCGAAAAUCAAAUGCGGAACAUUGGCGAAUCAAAGCUUCUCCUUCGAUCUCUGAAGCGUCGAAAAGUUGGUCAAGACAUCGCAAACUUUGUGGCUGACUUUCGUCACUCGAGUGAAACGGGCCGGGUGCGGAGGACUACCUGGGGUCUCAAUGGAGGCUCGAAAGCUCGAAGAUACAGCAGUAAUACUAUGGGCUCAAGUGAGGGCUAG
Messenger RNA from Mycena citricolor, 3786 nucleotides. The record is from the annotation of a GenBank genome assembly. Lineage: Eukaryota; Fungi; Basidiomycota; Agaricomycetes; Agaricales; Mycenaceae.